Molecule: messenger RNA, 3558 nt
Organism: Stegastes partitus (bicolor damselfish)
Lineage: Eukaryota; Metazoa; Chordata; Actinopteri; Pomacentridae
Gene: zfand4
Product: zinc finger, AN1-type domain 4
Exons: 10
Coding region: 384-2585 (733 amino acids)
Molecular function (GO): protein binding; zinc ion binding
Source: RefSeq, a predicted model, not a curated record
AGUGGUCCCCAGUUCGUUCAGUAGGUAGUUUUUUACGGUGAAACGUGAUGAGAUGCCGCUGAGUUUUGAGCGUAACAUUUCCCUCGACAGCUACGCAGGACGGACAGCUCUGAAGCCCAUGGAUGUAGCCUAGCUGCCUGCUAGCCAGCCACCGAGAAAGGUAGCCAUUGUUUGAGUUGUUGGCUAACAUGGCAACGAAAGCUAACGCUAGCAGCGUCGGAUAGACGAGCUUCCCUGCGGAGAUAUACGCAGAAGAUACUGCUGCGGUCAUCCUGCAUGAUGUGUGACAGUAGUGCGAUCAGUGAGCAGUCCCUCUGUCCCUCGUCUUGGGCCAGCCCCCCCAUUUCACCAUCUUCCUAAAGUCUCUGUCCCAACCUGCCAAGAUGACCGACAGGAAGGAGCCACCCUUCUUUAAUGAUGACAGCGUGGGAGCUUUUCAAUACAAGCUCCCUUUCUAUGACACUAUGGAGCUCUUCAUAGAGACCCUGACAGGGACCUGUUUUGAGCUGCGUGUGUUGCCGUUUGAGGCUGUCAUUUCAGUCAAAGCCAAGAUCCAGAGGCUGGAAGGUAUCCCUGUUGCCCAGCAGCACCUUAUCUGGAACAAUGUGGAGCUGGAUGAUGAACAUUGUCUGCAUGACUAUGGCAUUGCAGAGGGCUGCACUUUGAAACUGGUCUUAGCUAUGAGGGGAGGUCCAAUUAACACCAGGAGAGUAACCAUGGAGGAUCCUGUCAAAGAUGUGGCUGACCUGAUGGAGGGCACAAAGGAUGAGGGUUGGGAGAAAAGCCUGGCUAACAAGCAGGUCACAUUUGUGGUCUAUCGUGAGGGUGACCAGCUAAACUUCUUCCGAGUGGUCGACAGGGGAGAUGGUACCUUGACCCCUCUCUCUGAAUCUCUGAGCGGCGGCUCGGUGUACAAUGUGUUUGCAGAGGAUGAGGAUGGAGAGAGUUCUGCAGCUGCACAGCACAACCUAGAGAACUCCAUCACGAUGAACAAAAUGAAGCUGCUCAAAGCCAAGAUGGAGGACAUGAACCUCAACAAGAAGAAGUCGGCAAAGAUAAAACCACGGGCCCCUGUCAGUCCACAUCCCUGCAGUGGCUCUCUCGGGCCUUCCAGCACACGACACCACCAUCGCCUCCUUCGCUCGCUCCCACAGAUCGGCCAGCAUCGGCAGUCAAAUGCGCCUCUACCUCCAAUUGCAGACCAUGAAUCCGUAGACCCCACCUUGCCCUCUGCUGCUGCGACCUCUGCCCACUUUUCCAUCCCUAGACGGCCGCCUCCCUCUUUCUCGUCUCCCUCUUGUUACAUGCUUCAGGAGGAGGAACCAUGGGAGACAUGCCCACCAUUUGCAAAGAUUCGCCCCCCUCCCAAAGUGUCCCGGUUGGACAUUGGCAGCACCAGGCUAAUGAGGGACUGUGUGUACCCUCAGCUCCCUCCACUGUGUACCAGACGGCCACCUGAAGCUGCCUUUGACCCAGUUGAGCCCACAGGGGAGACUGUUGGGCUGGGUUUGUUAGAGGAAGCUGUUGGACUGGUGGCACCAACACAACCGGGUGCUCCGUUUGGGGAACUGUUAGACCCUUUGAGUCUGGAUGUGUCCACCCAGCCAGAGGGAGGCCGUCAGUCCCUUGAGGUUGGGCCUCAGCACCAGCUGCCACACUCUCCCACCCCACUUAGUCCCUGGACACUUGGGACCAGUGAUACUCUCACCAGCAGAGCUGAUGGCACACAGCUUGGCACAUCAUUUCACAUCAGCCCUCCCUCUGCAUUACCUUCCUCCACUUCAACCAGACUUCUGUCUCAGCCUUUUGAUUCCACGGUCUCCUGUUUACAGCCUAACCUUCAAGCACAAUCCUCAGUGAAGCCAGGCAACAUAUCUCCACACCCCUCGACCAGCUUGGCAACUCUUCCACCUCGCCUUCGUGGUGUUAAAGUAGAGUCACCUGGCAAGAGACCAGAGCUCAUCUCCAAAAGAGAAGCAAGAGGCAUCACCAAGAUGGCAAACCAAGCCUGUAAGGAGCCACUGGGGUCUCUCAACAACUCGGAGCUCUUGGCUUCUCUCUCCACAAGGGCUCCAGACAGCAGCAGCAGCCGCAGCAGCAGCAGCAGGGACAACCUUGGAGAGAGUCUGGGACUUGCAUUGGCAUUGCCUCCUGCCACUGCCUCAGGACAGGGCAGCCUUGGCCCCAGGCUGCCAUCCAUCCCUACUAACAGGCUCCUUCAGGAUGAUCUCAUUAGACAAAUGUCACCGUUGCACCGAGCAGCAGCCUCUUACAUGACCACCAACACUCUUGCAUCAGCUGGGGGAGUCGUGACUUCAUUCGGGACAAUAGGCACUCCAACAUACCACCUACCUCCAGUCAAGGCUCCCACAGGCACCAAGAAGAAGAGUUCAAAGCACUGCUUCCUGUGUGGCAAGAAGACUGGUCUGGCCACCAGCUAUGAAUGCAGGUGUGGCCACAACUUCUGCGCGACCCACCGCUACGCAGAGACUCACGACUGCACUUACGAUUACAAGAGUGCUGGACGACGAUUUCUGCAAGAGACCAACCCGCUGAUCAGUGCUCCCAAGCUGCCUAAGAUCUAGAACCUGGACCCGACCGAAGACCAAGAAGUCAAACUGACCCCAACAGUCUGCAAAGACAUUUCUAGUAAGAAGAGGAAACUUAUAACACCACUGUGUGCUUUUUUUUUUUUUUUUUUUUAAUCAGCCAAGUUUGCUUAAAAUUGAAAUAAAACAUUCUGUAAAGCCAAGUGUGAACAAAGACCAGUGGACUGAAAUGGCACAGAACUAAUUAUCACCUCUUGACAAUGUGAAAAUGUUUAUCCUUUUUAAUCUAUUACCUUUAUUCUUUUUUCCAUUGCGUAAAAAAACAAAACAAAAAAACCUGUGCAUGUAUGUAGGUAGUUUUUUGCUAAAUAUAUCUGCUGCACGUUCAGACAUAUCUAUUUUAGUUUUGACAUCUUCUUUGUUUUUUUAAUAGGACCGCUAAUGACUUCAUUUGACAAGUCUUUGACAGAUGCACUUUAGAACUAUCAUAUUUAUACAUUUGAUUUUCCUUGUUGUGGGGGGCGGGUGGGCGGGGGGGGAAGCUGCAUACAUUUCUGUGUUUGUCUUACAAAGUGUUUAUGUUGUUGUUAUCCAGAUUUUUAUAUUCUGCACAUCUAAAUGUCUUUCUUACGUGGGCACAUACAUACCGACAUCACUAAUGACAUUUUUCUUAAAAGAGAACAGUACAUCCACUUAUUGAUGAAAUACUUAAUAUUUAUUAAUGAAUACUACUUAUUUAAAUUAAAGGUUGGUUUUGAAAUAGCAGGUAUGCAAUGUGUGUAGGUGUGAAUGUCAAGUAAUCCGUAUGACUAUCGAGUAAACUGUAUUAGGACUGUGGGGUGGGGUUGGUUAUGGUAUUUAUGGUGUGUUUCCAGUAAGGUGGUUGCCAUAAAAAAAAUAAUAAAAAAUCUUUUGUAAGUCUUUUUUUUAUUGCUCAGCUGUUGCAAAAACUUUAAAUGCUGUUAAAGUAUCUACAGGGGUUUGAUCUAAUAAAGUUUCUUUCAAUACA